CCAACACAGCCGUGAACCGACCAGGGAUCUAUGGCUCUGGUAACACUAACAAUAAACAACUAAUAAACAAGCCAGCUGAGCACUGCUGGUGUUGCAGACAACACCGUGCCGUGGCUAGUGCACUUACCUGUAAAAACUAAACUAAACGAGAAACCACGGAGAAACUAAAAGAGUGAAUAUAAUAGCAUUCAGGAACACAUAAUUAUCGCAAGUCAUUUUGUUUUAAAGUUGUUACUUGCCAGUCAGUCAAUACUUGUUACGAUGAGCCGGUGGUUAUUCUUUUCCAGUUCGUGCAAGUUUAUUUCCAUAUUUGCAGAGGGAAAGUAUUUUCCUUACUUAGGUCACAGUUUUUUGCGCCUUUCAUCAAAGGAAAUACCAUUGUCUUGGAAGGUGUUUCAUUUUAGUGGUAUUCAUACUUUAAAAUUUGAUUGGCAGAAGUUUGGAGAAAAGGCAGUAAUAACAUCAUUGACUAACAAAGAAUCUACCUCUGCAUUAAGUUCAAAAAAUGGAAUGGAAAGAAAUUUCAUUACUCCUGUCAGAGCAAUGAAUGAUUUUUUCUUAAAGCCAAGUGAUUUAGAGAUUUUGAGGAAAACAAGACGCAGAUCUCCUUAUGAAAGUGAACCACCAAUAACUGUAUAUUGGCUGAAAGAUGUGGAAGCAAAAGCGUUAGAAGUAUGGGGCAGUCAAGAAGCUCUAGACCGUGAAAGAAAAAAGAAGACAGAAGAACUAAAGAGAUACCAACAGUAUAUUUUUAGUGUUAAAAGAGUGUUGAAGGACAUGAGAAAGGAACCAGCAAAUUGGUCACCUCAAGGAGGCUUGAUGGAAGGCUCUGGCAAAGUUGUUUUAACUGCUGUUGCAAUAAAUGGAUGCAACUUUUUGUUUAAAAUGAUAGCUUGGAUGUACACAGGUUCACACUCAAUGUUCUCAGAAUGUUUACACUCAUUAGCAGACACUGUGAAUCAGCUAAUUCUAGCUUAUGGAAUUCAUAAGUCGAGUCAGCAAUCAAAUCCCGACCACCCUUAUGGGUACUCCAAUAUGCGUUACGUUGCAUCUCUAGUGUCUGGAGUUGGUAUAUUUUGUGUAGGAGCUGGCUUAUCUGUUUACCAUGGAAUUACUGGCAUAUUCAAUCCUGACCCAAUAGGAUCUUUUUAUUGGGCAUUUUUUAUAUUGGGAGGAUCGUUGGUUUCAGAAAGUGCAACCUUAUUGGUAGCUAUUAAUUCUCUGAAGAAGGGAGCUAGCAAAGCAGAAAUGAGUUUCUGGGAAUAUGUUAAGCGAGGACAGGAUCCGAGCGUUAAUGUUGUAUUAUUGGAAGAUUUAGCAGCGGUACUAGGAGUUAUGGUAGCCGGAAGCUGUAUGGCUGUUGCGACACACUUAAACUCUCCGAUCCCAGAUGCCAUUGGAUCACUGUUGGUUGGAAUUGUUUUAGGAGCAGUUGCAUCAUUCAUUAUAUAUUCCAAUUCUGCGGCACUCGUUGGCCGUUCUAUUCCAUUGAGCAGUAUACAGCAAAUAAAUUCAGAAUUAGAACGUGAUCUCAUGAUUCGAGCUGUUCACGACGUAAAGGGGAUCGAUAUGGGUUCUGGCCUGGUACGCUAUAAAGCUGAAGUGGAUUUUGACGGAAGAGAACUAACACGGUCAUAUUUAGACAAACAAGAUUUGGAAAUGAUGUUAGAAGAAGUUCGAAAUAUGAAAAACAUAAACGAAAUGGAAGCAUUUAUGUUGAAGCAUGGUGAAAAUAUCGUUGAUCUUCUCGGUGCUGAAAUCGAUCGUAUUGAAAACGCGUUAAGGAAAAAACAUCCUGAAGUGAGGCAUUGUGAUUUGGAACUACUAUAGAUUUGCCUACAUUUUAAUGAUUGUCAAUAUUAAGUAAAAUGGCAAUUUUACUUUUUCCAACGAUCGCAGAAGUUAACAUUCAGAGUUUGAAAUUGUACCCUCAAUUCAAUUUUUUUUGAGUCAGUUGAACACAAUGAUCAAUGAAAUAAAAAUCUCAACAAUU
Messenger RNA from Daphnia pulex (common water flea), 1993 nucleotides. It is a transcript of the gene ZnT49B, whose product is annotated as zinc transporter 9-like. Gene Ontology annotation, cellular component: membrane. Bases 262 to 1830 code for a protein of 522 amino acids. The record is from RefSeq and is a predicted model, not a curated record. NCBI's taxonomy places the organism in Eukaryota, Metazoa, Arthropoda, Branchiopoda, Diplostraca, Daphniidae. Gene Ontology annotation, molecular function: monoatomic cation transmembrane transporter activity. The transcript is spliced from 16 exons. Gene Ontology annotation, biological process: zinc ion transport; transmembrane transport.